AUGGAGUCGCUCAAUGUGCCACCUGCAGUGGUAGAUUGGCUGUUUAAAGUUACACAGCCCUAUUAUGAUGGCAGGACAACAUUUAGGGAUGUAUUAUACACGCUGAGCGAGUUCAGGAAUUUGAGGCCGAGAACUAAAACCUAUACAGAUUUCCAAGGCAAGCCACAGCUGUUGUUGUGUUUAUAUGGACAAAUUGAAAGCGUGAAGAUCUCCAUUCCUGUAUUGAUAUGGAUUCCGAUAGAGUACCCAAUUUUGGCGCCCUACGCUUACUUGGAUCUUGCGGCACUCAAAGAUAAAGAAGUUAAGGUUUCUGGGGAGGCUGUAGAUCCCAAUGGUGUCUUUUUCUUGCCCAUCAUCUCCCGUUGGAGCCCCGAAUCCUGCAAUUUGCGAGACCUGGUGUAUGAGUUGUCAUAUGUAGUAAUGCAAAAUCCGCCCUUAAUGGUGGAGAUUACUAGCACACGGAGUCCUCCCCUUCCCGAACGUCUCAAAUUGGAAGCGCCAGCCCUACCGCCAAAGAAUCUGUCAGAAGUGAUAGACGAGGAGGCAUCCGAUGUUAGUAAUACGAAUUUAGAGGCUCCUGCUCCUGCUCCUGCUCCUGCUCCUGCUCUUCCUCCUAAACCGCCCCAUUUUGAACAAAGACAGCCUUCGUUCGUCUCUGAAGCCGCUCCGGAAGACCCUUCACCCACGAUAUUCCAACGCCAAGGCUCUCCGAAACCGGUAGCACAACCAAACCUUAUGGACAUGGAUGCCGAAAGUUCACAAAACUCAUCGUACACCGGUGCUCUCGAGACGCUGCGCAGUGUUGUUGUAUUACUAACCGAACAAGACCAUAAAGAGGUUCAAGAAACGUUGCGAACGAGAAUGUAUGCUAUUCAAAAUGCUACGACACAAUUUCGGAGUAUAUGUGACCAUGAACGGGCACUUGUGGAACAAAAAGAGCAAGCUUUGAGGAAAAGGCAUGAUUCUCUUACAAGUGGUCUAGAUCAAAUUAACGCACAGUUAAAUAAAGCACAACAGUACGUUCAAGACCAUGGUCCCGAAGUCGACUUGCAGUCAAUGCUUGCACCGGAUGCCGCCGGCGUUCAGCAGUUGAGGCAACUGGUUGCACGAGACCAUGCUAUAACUGAUACAGUACAUGCUUUGAGUCGAAUGCUGGGCCAAAGCACCAUCUCGCUAGACAUGUUCAUGCGAAAAGUGCGAACCUUGGGCAGAGAUCAGUUUUUGAUUCGUGCUCAUAUGAACAAAAUUGUGGAGAAAGCUCGCAUGUGA
Molecule: messenger RNA, 1269 nt
Organism: Lachancea nothofagi CBS 11611
Lineage: Eukaryota; Fungi; Ascomycota; Saccharomycetes; Saccharomycetales; Saccharomycetaceae
Source: the annotation of a GenBank genome assembly